GGGUGGCCAGUUGCGGCGCAACUGAGCUGGGGAGCCGCCCCGCCCAGCCCCGGUCUGUGCUUGCUUGCCUGGGUUACCUGAGGCUGGUGGGCGGGGCGGCCCUUCCCGUCUGCGCCGGCCCCAGCCUCCAGGGCGGUGGAGCCGGGAAGUGGGAGCUGGAGCGAAGGAGGCGGAGACUGGUGAGGCUGCCACCGCCCGCCGGGCUCUGAGGCGAGGGGCUGCAUGGAGCUGCCGCCGUGGCUCUGUGGACUGUGGGCACUGCUCCUCUGCGUUGCCAGCUGUGGGAACACCGCGCCCACGGAAACUCAACCACCUGUGACAAAUUUGAGUGUUUCUGUUGAAAACCUCUGCACAGUAAUAUGGACAUGGAAUCCUCCGGAGGGAGCCAGCCCGAACUGUAGUCUAUGGUAUUUUAGUCAUUUUGGCAACAAGCAGGAUAAGCAAAUUGCUCCAGAAACUCAUCGUUCAAAAGAAGUGCCCCUGAAUGAGAAGAUUUGUCUGCAAGUGGGGUCCCAGUGUAGCGCCAAUGAAAGUGACAAUCCUAGCACUUUGGUGGAAAAGUGCAUCUCACCCCCUGAAGGUGAUCCUGAGUCAGCAGUGACUGAGCUACAAUGUGUUUGGCACAACCUGAGCUACAUGAAGUGUACUUGGCUCCCUGGAAGGAACACAAGUCCUGACACUAACUAUACUCUCUACUACUGGCAUAGCAGCUUGGGAAAAAUUCUUCAAUGUGAAAACAUCUACAGAGAAGGUCAACACAGUACUUGUUCUUUUACCCUGACUAAACUCAAGGAUCCCAGUGUUGACCAAUACAGUGUUCAAGUCAUGGUCAAGGAUGAUGCAGGAAAAAUUAGACCAUCCUUCAAUAUAGUGCCUUUAACUUCCCAUGUGCAACCUGAUCCUCCACAUAUUAAAAAUAUCUCCUUCCAAAAUGGUGUGUUAUAUGUGCUAGGGAAGAAUCCACAGAAUUUCGCUAGAACUUGCUUAUCUUAUCAAGUGGAAGUCAAUAACAGCCAAACUGAAGCACAUUUUAUUUUCUCGGAUGAAAAACUCAUGUGUGAUAAUUCAGAAAUUGAGGGGAACCUGGAGGGUACAAUUUGUUUCCGGGUUCCUGGUGUUCCUCCCGAUACUGUGAACACAGUCAGAAUGAGAGUCAAAACAAAUACGUUUUGCUAUGAGGAUAACCAACUCUGGAGUAAUUGGAGUCCAGCAAUGACUAUAGGUAAGAAGACCGAUGCCACACUCUACACAACCAUGUUACUCAUCAUUCCAAUCAUCGUUGCAGGUGCAAUCAUAGUCCUCCUGCUUUAUUUAAAAAGGCUCAAGAUCAUUAUAUUCCCUCCAAUUCCUGAUCCUGGCAAGAUUUUUAAAGAAAUGUUUGGAGACCAGAAUGAUGAUACCCUGCACUGGAAGAAGUAUGACAUCUAUGAGAAGCAAACCAAAGAAGAAACUGACUCUGUAGUGCUGAUAGAAAACCUGAAGAGAACCUCUCAGUGAUAGGGAUAAUUUAUUUUAACCCUCAUCGUGACUUUGUGAAGAUUCUUCCCAUUCUCCACUUGUUAUCUGGGAACUUGUUAAAUGGAAACCAAAACUACUGGACUACUUAAAAACAGGCAGCUCCUAAGAGCCACAGGUUUUUAUGUUGUUGUGUAUGAAAAACUAAAAAUAAUUGGCCCUUUGGAGAAGAGAGUGGAAUUAUUCUCAAUGAAUUAUAAAAGCAGGCAUCUUUUGUGAAGGUUACAAACUAGGAGACAAAGCAAAAAGUGAUGAUGACAGUAGAGUCGAUCAUAUCAAGAAUUGUGACAUCAGCUUGAGGGAUGGAUCUAUGCCUGCUUUGUAUCAUUUGUGUCAAACAAUACCAACAAAUUUUAUUUGUGGGGGAACUCAUUUUUGGGUGCAACUGCUAAUGCCAAACUUGAGUCACAGAGAAGAUCUAGCAAACAUAAUUGAAAAAAAAAUCUGUUAUCUGUUGUUUGGGAUCCCAGUAAGUAAUGUCUGUGGCUAUUAAAACUUAAGAGGCUGGAAUCAUCGUCCCUUUGGCAACAUUUUUCUCUGCUUUGAAAGGCCCAGCCAUCAGUGUUCGUUGGCCAUGAUGAUGACACCUACACACAAAGCAGAGGCAGCUUCUGCCACCAGGACCUUUCAAAGCCAUUGCAGGCUUUUAAGAGCAGCAGAGACAGAAUGACUUAUUGGGUAUUAGAGUUUGAACCACUGCAUUCUGUAAUGAUAUAUUGUUUUUUUUUUUCUUCACCUCCUCUACUCAAAUCAAGUAUUUUCUAUGUGUCCAGACUGUGCUAGGCCCCCAGGGGUGGGCCAUCUCCCUUAAAAGGUGGACAAUCUGGUUGGGACUCCUCAGUUCUUAACCACUUUCUUUUUCUUCACCAGUCAUUUUCCAGACCUUUCAACUCCCUCGUUCCCACACCUGAUUUCCCUUUUUCCCUCAUUGUAGUCUUUCACCUUUCAAUAGAUAUUAGAAUAUAAAUCUACUCAGAACACCUAGAGGAGCAGGGAGUGAUUUGCAGCUCAGGUAAAUUGUGAGUAGACUGAGAGACAGUGACAAAUUUUUGCAUAUUUUGUAACUUCUAUGUGUCUGCAUUUAUUUGAAGGUUUUCAGCAUUUACUGUUUCUCUACAUAUUUUCUAAACAGAAAGGAGAUAUUAUCUUCACUUAGAAUUUUGCUAUUUGCUUGGUAAAAAGAAUAGUUUUAUUUUCCUCUUUUUCUUUACUGUCACAAAUAGUUAUUAGUAGGUUUUAUGGCUUAUAUAGAUAGCCAGCAUCCAAGGCUCCAACGUUUGUAUGCAUUUUUUUUUGCAUAUGUUAGGGUUCCAUUCUCACUCAUCUCCACAACAUAUAUAUUCCCUCUACUCUUACUUACUCCAAAUUUAAAGUAGUAUGGAAAUGAUAGUGCCCUCCCCCACACCCUGUGUUUCUCUCCUUACACACAUAGACUCAGAUUAUGGGUAGGAACUUGACAAAUUUGUAUCACCCAUUCUCCAAACAUUCACCCAUUUGUAUUAAUCAAGUGACACUACUUGUAAUUCCUGCUGUUAGGGGAUGGGAGAUCAGAGAUCUCUGCUCUUCACAAGUUUGGGGAAAAGUAGCAACCUGCUUGCACUGCAGAGGAGGAGUGUAGUGUCCCUGGCUUUUCUGAGAAAAUUGGCAUCCAGAGCAAGAGUAGAUGCCAAGGUGUUCCCUCCCUGUGCUUUUAUUUCUGAGAUCAGAUUGAGGCUGGGAGACAGGCAUGAAUGUUCCACUUUGUUCUACUGUUGUGUAAAAAACAUAUUUACUUUUCCUUUGUAGGAAUGAGAUUCUUCCUAGCCAGGUAUUUUAUAAUUCUGGGAAGCAAAACACUGAAAUACCUCACCCAAAGCAAUUUUUCCUGUUACCCUAUUUAAAUAGCAUUGGUGGGGGUGCUUUGAUAUUCUUAUUACCCAAGCAUGGGAUGCUGACUAUCAAGCGUCCUGGGAGUGUAGAAAUUGUAUUUUGUUUCCAUUCUCUUUUAGUAGUAAAAUAGUUGAGGGAAAAGGGGGCAGUGAGUUAUGGGAGUAGCUAGCUAUGGCUGUUUUAUAAUUGUUGAAAAGCGAUCCCCAGGUCUUGGGAGCUCUUGGAGACUUUAAUACUGGGUGGAGUGAAAGUAGGUUUACAGUUCUUCGUAUGGAAAAUAAUACAAUAAUUAAUAAAUAAUAAUACAAGAAUAAACUGUGUUUCACAUACUCACAACUGGUAACCUACUUUCCCUCCUACCCUGUACAUCAGUGGGAUUCUCAUCACCUGUAGGAAACUAGUAUGUUCAUUUAUUAUUUUAUGUCUAACCUAUACAGAUUGUUUUCUCUGUAUACUUAAGUAAACCUACUGUAAGAAUUUUCAUUGUUAUUCUUGCAUUGAGAUAAGUGUUUUCUUCAUCUGGGCACUAAAGGGAUAUGUGAAACAAUGUUAACAUUUUUGGUAAUAACUUCAACUAGGGAUUAUUGUGUUUAACUUCUUAUAGGAAAGUUUGAGUAAAAUAAAUAUUGUCUUUUUAUAUGUCA
Phyllostomus discolor (pale spear-nosed bat) is the source of this 4028-nucleotide messenger RNA. RefSeq names its product interleukin 13 receptor subunit alpha 1 (gene IL13RA1). Gene Ontology annotation, biological process: cytokine-mediated signaling pathway. Gene Ontology annotation, cellular component: membrane; external side of plasma membrane. NCBI's taxonomy places the organism in Eukaryota, Metazoa, Chordata, Mammalia, Chiroptera, Phyllostomidae. Bases 223 to 1497 code for a protein of 424 amino acids. The transcript is spliced from 11 exons. Gene Ontology annotation, molecular function: protein binding; cytokine receptor activity. The record is from RefSeq and is a predicted model, not a curated record.